Molecule: messenger RNA, 2221 nt
Organism: Zophobas morio
Lineage: Eukaryota; Metazoa; Arthropoda; Insecta; Coleoptera; Tenebrionidae
Product: DIS3-like exonuclease 2
Exons: 5
Coding region: 13-2172 (719 amino acids)
Biological process (GO): miRNA catabolic process; mRNA catabolic process
Cellular component (GO): P-body
Molecular function (GO): 3'-5'-RNA exonuclease activity; RNA binding
Source: RefSeq, a predicted model, not a curated record
GUCGCGUGUUUUAUGACUGUGAAGUACAAAAUGACGCACUUUGCGAAACAAAAAAAGAAAAUACAAGAAGAAACAGAAAAACACGACGAAUCAAACAACAAGAAAUCUGGGCUGGCACAAUGUUACCCAAACUACAUCUCCCGAGAAGAAGCAAACAACGGUUUGAGGACAGGACACUUCAUUAAAGGGAUUCUACGCAUAAAUCCCAAUUUUACAAAACAGUCAUACGUCACCACGGAAAACUCGUCUGGACCCUGCUACGUUAUAUCUUCGUUUAUUGACAGAAAUCGAGCCCUGGAUGGAGACGAAGUAAUUUUGCAAAUGGAGGAGAAUAAUUCGGAAAAUCAAAAAGGACCCCAAGUCGUGUUUAUUUCCAAAAAGGUGCAAUCAAGACUAGCGGUGGGUUUUUUGACACCAGUCGAAAACAACACCAACUUCGCUUUAUUUUCACCAAGAGACAAAAGAGUUCCGAAAAUGAGCAUCCACAAGUCGCAGUGGCCCAAAAAUUUCGACUUACACCCAGAGCACUUUAAGGACGUUUUAUGCGUUGCGCAGAUAUGGAAAUGGAUCAAAAUUAAACGAGCCCAAGGAAACAUUAUAGAGGUUUUAGGAGUUUCUGGCAACUUGAAGUGUGAAAAUUUAGCAAUUUUGAAAGAGUUUUGCCUUACCGCCUACUGUGGUAUCGGUUUAUCGUCACACUUUUUACCCGAUCUACCUAGAGAAGAUUUGCGAAUGAAAUGCGUUUUUACUAUAGAUAAUUCAGGCACUAGGGACAUGGACGAUGCGUUGUCAUGGCACGAAUUACCGAACGGGAACUACGAAAUCGGUGUUCACAUUUCUGACGUUUCGCACUAUUUGAAAGAAGGCACCGCAUUGGACGAGACUGUCAAAACAAAAGCCACAAGCGUCUACUUAGUAAACGCUUCGUACAAUAUGCUACCCGACGAUUUGUGUUCUUUGUGUUCCUUAGAACCAAACAAAGAAAGACUCACUUUUUCUAUAUUUUAUGAAACAACUCGUGAUGGUAUUGUUCUGCGUAAGCGAGGUGCUAAAAGCGUUAUUAACUCCUGUGCUGAGUUAACUUACACGCAUGCGCAGAUGCUCCUAGACGCUCCUAACACAAUUUUUGAUAGAAACUCCCUUCCACCGAUUUAUCACGGCUUCACACCUCAAGAUUUAAGCAAAGCGGUGAAUGCUCUUCAAAAAGUUGCACUACAAUGCAAAGAAGAAAGACGUAGAAAGUAUGGCUUGAGAAAACAAUCACCUUCUGUCACGUUUCGACUUGACCAAGUGACUGGAGAACCUAUUGAAUUGGUGAAACAAGCAUACAUUGCGUCGCAGCAACUAGUAGAAGAGCUUAUGCUUCUAACCAAUGUUACUGUAGCAGAAAGGGUCUAUCACUAUUUUCCGCAGUUAACUCUCCUGAGAGUGCAUGAACCACCAAACAUUGCCAAAAUAACUCGUCUAAAAAAAAAUUUACAGUCCUUGGGAAUCCAUAUUGAAGUUUCGUCGUCUAAGAAAAUCCAGGAAUCCAUCGACAAAUACAACAUCGAUGACGCUUUCGCAGUGGUCCUCAACCGUCUCGUCGGCAAGUGCAUGCACAAAAAAAAGUACAUAUGUAGUGGAACUUCCAAGAAUGCCUCCUUUGAACAUUUCAGUCUCGGUUUUCCAAUAUACACCCACUUCACGUCGCCUAUAAGAAGAUACGCCGACAUCGUAACACACCGUCUUUUAGCAACCAGUUUACAAUACAGGAAACAUUUCAGACUAAAAGUGCCCGAAAUUUCAGACAUUGCGAACAUUUGUAACGGGCAGGAGCUUCGAGCUGAAAAAGCAGCUGACGCUAGUUUUGAUUUAUACUUGGCUCAUUUCGUUGAAAGCCACCAACCGUUUAUAGAAGAAGCAGUUGUGUAUAACGUGAAAAAGGACUGUUUCGAUGUCGUCGUUUUCCGCACGGGACGUUCGCUUCGGGUUUACGCAAACACUUUUGACGAAACGUGGGAGUGGAAAUCUGAUAAAGUUGUUGUGGAAGGAAACGCUAAAGCGAUGUGGAAAAUGAGUAUUGGGUUUCCGGAAACGUCGUUAGUUGUGGAUGUGUUUAGUGUGGUUAAAGUCAAGUUAACGAAAGCGACUAGGUCCAAUCGCUUGAAAGCCAACUUGUGUAGGCCAUGAAAACCAAAUUGUAAAGUUUUACAAGAAUAAAAGCAUAGAUUAAUAUAGA